Messenger RNA from Penicillium waksmanii, 1092 nucleotides. Its product is annotated as CRAL/TRIO domain protein. Lineage: Eukaryota; Fungi; Ascomycota; Eurotiomycetes; Eurotiales; Aspergillaceae. The coding region runs from base 1 to 1092 and encodes 363 amino acids. The transcript has 2 exons. Gene Ontology annotation, molecular function: phosphatidylinositol transfer activity. The record is from RefSeq and is a predicted model, not a curated record.
AUGGCCACCAAUGAAUCUGCCGAAGUGGCAGCAAUCGUGACGCCCACCAACAAUGGUUCCAUUACCCCAGAGACCGCCCCAACAUCUGUGGAACAACCGAGCACACCAGCUGCUGCUAAUCUCGAUCUCCCGACCUCUGCCGCCGAUGGUCUCAUCCAGAAGCCAUUCGGCAAGCCGCUCGAGUCCAGCAAGCCCCAGCCUCCCGCAAAGCUGACUGCGGACCAGCAGACGAAGUACGAUACCUUCCUCAAGACAGUAUCUUCCUGGACCACUAUUCCCAACACGGCCGCAAAGGAUGCCUCAUCCGCUCCAAUUACCGACGAUGAGCGGAUGUGGUUGACUCGUGAAUGUCUGCUGCGUUACUUGCGCGCUACCAAAUGGAAUGUUGCGGAAGCUGAGACUCGGAUCAAGGCUACCCUUACCUGGCGCCGAGAAUACGGCAUGGAGAAAUUGACUCCGGACUAUAUCUCCAUUGAGAAUGAGACUGGCAAGCAGGUGCUCCUGGGUUAUGAUAUUCACGGCCGGCCGUGUCUUUAUCUGUUGCCCUCCAACCAAAACACCGAGAAGAGCGAGCGCCAAGUCCAGCACUUGGUUUUCAUGCUUGAGCGUGUGAUUGAUCUCAUGGGACCGGACCAGGAGACCCUGGCCCUGCUUGUCAACUUUAGCGACACUAAGUCCGGACAGAGUGCCAGUGUUGGCCAGGCGAGAGAAACCCUCAGCAUUCUCCAGAAUCACUACCCUGAGCGUCUAGGCCGUGCGCUCGUGAUCAAUGUUCCUUUCUUGAUCUGGGGUUUCUUCAAAGUGAUCACACCUUUUAUCGACCCAUUGACUCGUGAAAAGCUCAAGUUCAACGAGGAUCUGCGACAGCAUGUUCCUCCCGGUCAACUGUUGAAGUCUGUUGGAGGUGAUGUUGAGUUCAAAUAUGAUCAUGCGACCUACUGGCCCACCUUGAACAAGCUAGCUGAUCAGCGCCGUGAGGCUUACCGCGAACGGUGGAUCCAGGGUGGCAAGCAGGUUGGUGAGAUCGAGAACUACCUGAAGGGCGAGAACAUACCCUCUGCCUCUCAGGCUACCAACGGACAGGCAGAGUGA